AAUAUUUUUUUUUUCCAAAUUUUUCCACAGGAUUGUCCACAAACCCUUGUCCUGUACUAAACCAUGGGAACUGAUAGAAGGAUUAGUCGUAGUGAACGUACUGGAAGAUAUGGUUCUGAUAUGCGCAAACACGAUCCAGAGUGCUAUGGAAAACGAAGCAGAGAUGUGGAAAAGGAUUAUGAUCGACGCUGGGUCCAUGAUAGGUACAAAGACUACUGUGAUGAACGCAGGGACCAAGACAGCCCAGAGAGGAGCCGAAAACGACGCAGCAGCAGCAGAUCUGAUGAUGAAUAUGAUGGUGACUAUCCAGAGCAGGACUACAAAAUGGAGCAGGAGGAGGAGGAGGAGAGCAAAACGAUUAUGCUGAGAGGGCUCCCUGUCCACGUCACGGAAGAUGACAUGCGUACAGCUCUGGAGCAGCUACAGGGACCACAGCCUGUGGACAUACGUUUGAUGAAGAAAAGGACAGGUAUAAGCCGAGGUUUCGCCUUCGUGGAGUUUUAUCACUUGCAAGAUUCUACCCGAUGGAUGGAGACCAAUCAGAACAAGUUGGUGAUCCAGGGGAAAACCAUCGCAGUGCAUUACAGCAACAGGAAACAGAAGUUUGAAAACUGGCUUUGCAAUGCUUGUGGUCUGUACAAUUUUCGGAAGAGGCUGAAGUGUUUCAGGUGUGGCGCGUCAAAAGUUGGUGACUUUACUGGUGUAAAUGGUUUAAAUGUCGAGUGUCAACAGCCAGGAGAAUACAGUGGAGACACGAUCAUUUUGAGGAACAUUGCCCCUCUCUCUACUGUUGAUGGAAUUUUGAACUUACUGGCACCGUACGCCAACCUGUCCACCAACAACGUCCGCCUCAUCAAAGACAAGCAAACGGGACAGAACCGAGGCUUCGCCUUUGUCCAGCUCUCAUCCCCGCUGGAGGCUUCUCAGCUGCUCACCAUUCUCCAGAGCCUUCAGCCACCUCUGAAACUGGAUGGGAAAACAGUCGGCGUGGAUUUUGCCAAAAGUGCUAGAAAAGACUCAGUGCUGCCUGAGGGGAUCAGAGCCAGCGCUCUCUCUGUUGCCAGCACAGCCAUUGCUGCUGCUCAGUGGUCAUCUAGUCAGUUGCAGCAAAGCUCAGGUGCAACUUCAGAUCAGAUCGCUUUUCCAGAGAGUUAUGCAAACAUGUGGCCACAGCAGCCUGAAGGACUGGUUCCUGUCGUUGGAGAUGGAUUACUUGGAGCGGCUCCAGGAAUGGCGUCUGUGAUCUCCGCAUCUACAGCUGUGGUCAUAUCCCAGGCAGCUCAGGUCUACCACCCCAUCAUAAUCAGUCAGCCUGCUGUUCAGACACAUCCACUAGCUGUUGCAGCCCAACAGGCUGCUAGUGUUUGCACCACAUCACUCACAACACCAGCAUCUUCCACUGUUGCAGCAACGAUCUGUGCCGGACCGACUGCUAACACAACAGCUGUUCCCGACACCUCCACGUACCAAUACGAUGAGUCUUCAGGUUACUAUUACGAUCCACAGACUGGCCUGUACUAUGAUCCUGGCAGCCAAUACUACUACAACUCAGAGACUCAGCAGUACCUUUACUGGGACAACGAGAAGCAGGCGUACAUCCCUGCACUGAGUGAAUCCGGCACAAACACAGAACAAGCGUCCACAGCGAGCUCUGCAGCCACCUUCUUAACAACAGGUGGUAAAGAGACUAAAGAGAAGAAAGAAAAGCCCAAAAACAAGUCUGCACAACAGAUUGCAAAGGACAUGGAGCGUUGGGCAAAAAGCUUAAAUAAGCAAAAAGAAAGCAUUAAGAGUACUGCGCAAGGGUUAGGAUCUUUUAAGGAUGAAGACAGAAAAGAGUCUGCUGCUGCAGAUGCAGGUUUCUCCCUCUUCGAGAAGAAGCAGAUCGGAAGCUUUGAGAUGCCGUCCCUCAUGACUGAACAAAUCAAGCUUGAGGAUGAGAUUUUGUCUAAGAGUGAUUUGGUCGCUGCCUACAAUGGGGAUAGCGACCCAGAUGAAAACGGCUCAGACCGAGCAGCCGAUGAGGAGGGGAAAAUGACCGACUGGAAGAGGAUGGUGUGUCUGCUGUGUCGGCGGCAGUUCCCCACCAAAGACGCUCUGCUGCGUCACCAGCAGCUCUCUGACCUACACAAGAAAAACUUGGAAAUUGAAAGAAGAGCUAAGCUUUCAGAAACGGAGCUGGAAGAGCUAGAGAGGAAGGAGGCUGAGCUGAAAUACAGAGAUAGAGCUGCAGAAAGAAGGGAGAAGUAUGGUAUUCCUGAACCUCCUGCACCUAAAAAGAAAUUUUACAAAGCACCAAGCCCAACAGUAAACUUUGAGCAGCCCACUAAAGACGGUUUAACAAGCGAUAAUAUUGGGAGCAAGAUGUUGCAAGCGAUGGGCUGGCAGGAAGGCAAAGGUCUGGGACGUCACCAACAAGGCAUCACCGUUCCCAUCUCGGCUUCAUUGAGGACCAAAGGCACCGGUCUGGGCAUUAAAGGAAGCUCAUAUGAACUCUCACCAUCUGACACCUACAAGGAUGCUGUGCGUAAAGCCAUGUUUGCACGCUUCACAGAGAUGGAGUGAAAUGUGGAGAAAGGAUAUUGUGCUGUGCUCUGAAAUCUUUAUCAUGUGGACAAAGGAUUUGAACACAUAACAUACAGGAGAUUUUUCCACCUGUACAAACUUUUAACUGGAGUUUGUCUUGUUCGUUUAGGAAAAAUCUAGUUUUUUAAAGCUAGAUUUGUUUGUUUUCAGUGCACUUUACAUGUACAUUUUGUAUAUUGUUUGUACAUAAAAAAAAUUAUGUAGAACCUCUGAAGCUUUGUUUUGUGAGAACCUCUAAGAGUCAGUGUGAUUAAAUAAACAUGCACAAUGUGCCCACAA
This is a messenger RNA of Neolamprologus brichardi, 2865 nucleotides long. NCBI's taxonomy places the organism in Eukaryota, Metazoa, Chordata, Actinopteri, Cichliformes, Cichlidae. The record is from RefSeq and is a predicted model, not a curated record.